Messenger RNA from Chanos chanos (milkfish), 879 nucleotides. RefSeq names its product elongation of very long chain fatty acids protein 7-like. The coding region runs from base 1 to 879 and encodes 292 amino acids. NCBI's taxonomy places the organism in Eukaryota, Metazoa, Chordata, Actinopteri, Gonorynchiformes, Chanidae. Gene Ontology annotation, molecular function: fatty acid elongase activity. The transcript is spliced from 7 exons. Gene Ontology annotation, cellular component: endoplasmic reticulum membrane; endoplasmic reticulum. Gene Ontology annotation, biological process: very long-chain fatty acid biosynthetic process; fatty acid elongation, saturated fatty acid; sphingolipid biosynthetic process. The record is from RefSeq and is a predicted model, not a curated record.
AUGGCUUUCAAUUCAUGGACAUCCAGAGCAGUCUUGUUGUAUGAUGAGUGGAUUAAAGAAGCUGACCCAAGGGUUGAGGACUGGCCACUUAUGUCCUCGCCGUUCCCACAAGCCUUCAUCAUUGCUGCAUACGUCUAUUUUGUUACGUCGCUGGGUCCUCGUCUGAUGGAGAACCGCAAACCCUUUGACCUCAAGCAACCCAUGAUCAUCUAUAACUUCAGUAUUGUUGCUUUCUCCCUCUACAUGAUCUAUGAGUUCCUCAUGUCUGGCUGGGCCAACGGCUACUCCUAUGGGUGUGACCUUGUGGACUAUUCCAGCUCUCCUCAGGCUCUAAGGAUGGCAUGGACCUGUUGGUUGUACUACUUUUCCAAGUUUAUUGAGAUGUUGGAUACAAUCUUCUUUGUGCUGAGGAAGAAGAACAGCCAGAUCUCUUUUCUGCAUGUCUACCAUCAUUCCAUCAUGCCAUUCACCUGGUGGUUUGGAGUCAAGUUUGCUCCAGGUGGCCUGGGAACCUUUCACGCCUUGCUGAACUGCUGUGUUCACGUCAUCAUGUACUCCUACUAUGCCCUGUCUGCCAUGGGACCUGCUUAUCAGAAGUACCUGUGGUGGAAAAAGCACAUGACCACCAUUCAGCUGAUUCAGUUUGUCAUGGUAACCCUCCACAUUGCCCAGUUCUUCUUCAUGAAGGACUGCCCUUACCAGUUCCCUGUGUUCCUGUAUGUCAUUGGCCUGUAUGGACUUGUGUUUCUGGUUCUGUUCCUCAACUUCUACUACCACGCAUACACCAAGGGCAAGAGACUCCCUAAGACCCAGCAGAACGGAAUCUGCCAGCAGAACGGAAUCUGUCACCAGAACGGCGUGCACAAGAAGACGGAAUAA